AUGAACACCAAAGAUUUUAUAGUUUUACCAUGGGGAAAACCUGGAAAUUCAGUAAAAUUAAAACAUAAAAAUUCUCAGGAUUUGAAAAUGGAGAAAGUACAGUUAGAGUUGGAGAAUCAAGAGAUGGAAAAAACACUACUGAAAUUCCAAUCAACAAGGAGCAAAGAAAAAGAAGAAAGACAGUCAAGUGGAUAUUACUGGAAAUCUGGACAGAUGACAAAAUUGGAAAAUCAAUCACAUCUGAUAUCACAAAAUAAAGGAAAUGUGAAGCUUUCUGCUGGAAAAGUGAAAUUGAAAUUGCUGAAAGAACAGCUUCAAGAGCCAAUGAAACAACUUAGUCAUAAAGUGACAAGUACUUCUCAAAGUGAAAAAUCUUUGAUAAAAGGAAAAGAUUGUGGACAAUGUGAGAUCAAAGCUGCCCUACUAAUAUGCCUUGAAUGUGGUGAAGAUUAUUGUUCAGACUGCUUUGCUAAAAUUCACCAGAAGGGGGCACUAAAACUCCAUAGAGUAUCUCCUUUGCAGGAAAAAUCUCAAAUAUUAUUUAAUGUAAUAGAUGCUGCACAUCAGUUUAUUAAAGAAGAUAAUCGAAAUGAAUGCAAAAGGCAUCAUUUUGGUAAUGAGAUUAGUAAAAAUGAUCAUAAAGCCGAAUCUUUACUUUUGCAGGGAAUGAACUCGGAGGUAAAAGUUUCAACAGCAAUAGAUACAGGAUAUAAAAAUCCUAAAGAGAGACUUUUGUGCGAAGAGUCAUUUGAUGAAGAAGCUGCUGCUGAGUCUGUUCAGGAGUCUUUACAUCAUUGGAUAACCGUUCAGCAUGAUGAGGAUAAGAAACCAAAUUUACAAGUAACAAAACCAGAAUCACAGGAAGUAUGUGAGGUGCAAACUGAUCUUAAAAUUUGGAGAGAACCACUGGAAAUCAAGUUUAAAGAAGACAGUUUAUCCUAUAUGGAAAAAUUAUGGCUUAAGAAAUACAGAAGAACUCCACAAGAAAAACUUCAAAAUAUGAUACCGGAUACAUUCAUAACACCAUGUAAAUCUACUAGUGAGACACAAUGUUCUCAUAACGAGAAUAAUGAAAAUAGCAAUGUUGAAAGGAAGAAAAUGCAACAUCAAGCUAGUUUUCUGCCUGCAGAGGAGUUAAAAAUAGAGAGAUCUGAACCAGCUCUAAAAAUAAUUGAGCUCAAUGAUACUUCUGAAGAAGAAUUCGAAGAAACGGGAAAUAUUGUGCCUUACAAAGUUGAGUUAGCUGAUACAGACUGUCAACAAAGUUAUACAUUUCAUGAUUCUAGGAAUACGUUUCUACAUGAAAAUGACAUUCUCUUCAGACAUAUUUUCGUAAAAACAGACCUCUUACAUCUUCAUCUGAGCAGCAGAUUUUCUUAUUGCAAAGAUUACCCAAAAGUUUCUCCCAAUACAUGGCAUGGAUUUUCAUUAUUUUGUCAGCAAGAGUUUACUCGUAGAAUGCUACGUUAUCCUACAACUGUGUAUCCUGAUGUUUUUUUUUCUCCUGCCAUUAUAAAAAUAGAGAAAAAUGAGUUAUUUGAAAGAAAUAUUGAAGAUAAAUGUAUAAGUAUUAUAGAAAACCAGAGUUCUGAUGAUUCCCACAUAUUAAAUGAGAGAAAGGAUUUCUUGCAAGAUACAUCUUUAACAAAACCUUCUGUAAGAGAGAAACUACCUAAAGAUACCAAGGAAUCCUUGACCUUUAGUGAUAUAUAUGAGAGGCCAAGCUUUGAAGAGUCUAAAACUACAGAGUCACCACUGUUGUUACAAAAACUAUACCCCAGAAGUAAGUCUGUGAUUGAACAUCAAGGAGCUGAAAUAUUCAUUGACUUUGAUAAAAAUGAAAGACUCAACUUAUUUCCUUCUCAUAGCUUGGAAUACAGCUAUUCUAGUACUAGGAUUACAACUGCAGGAGACAGAAAAUGGUUCCCAGACCACAGCAUAAGUACAUAUGCUGAUAAUGCAGUUGCUUUGGAUGCUUUUCAGAGUGCCCAGAGCCCAUCAUCAAGUAGAACACAGAAGAAGAUGAGUGAGAUUAACCAGAAGGCUGCAAUACCAUAG
This is a messenger RNA of Sorex araneus (European shrew), 2058 nucleotides long. It is a transcript of the gene ZBBX, whose product is annotated as zinc finger B-box domain containing. Lineage: Eukaryota; Metazoa; Chordata; Mammalia; Eulipotyphla; Soricidae. Gene Ontology annotation, molecular function: zinc ion binding. The record is from RefSeq and is a predicted model, not a curated record. Gene Ontology annotation, biological process: cilium movement. Gene Ontology annotation, cellular component: motile cilium.